UCCAGCUCUGUUACUCUUCCACUCCGCUGCACGCCCCUUCCCCUCGGCGAGAGCCAGCACGGCCACCAGGCUGCCCCGGGAGAGCCGGGGUCCGCAAGCAGAGGAGGACAGGCGGGGGGGAGAAGCGGAGCCGACUUGCAGCAAGGACAGCUCCGCACAGAGAAAGAGGGAGCUCCGGGUGCCAGGGAGCAGCGGCCGGGCCCAGGGGGUGGGGGCUGCUCCCGAGCCCUGACGCAAAAACUAAGCGGGGCUGCCCGCUCCGGCUUCUUAAGGAGCGCGGCGGCGGCAGCGGGCUCGGAGAGUCCUGCCCUGGCGGGAGCGCCGAGUGACACAAUGCAUCUUGGAAGCAGAGGAAGAAUCCACUUCCCCAUGAGACUCACCUGCUCUCUCCUACUCAUGGCAGUGUUCUGUGUAACACCUUUCCUCUGCCACAGUCAAAUGGAUCCACUGGCUCUGGGGCGGGCAGACCCCCAGUGCUGGGAAUCCUCCUCUGCUGUUUUACUAGAGAUGAGGAAGCCUCGCAUUUCUGACUCUGUCAGUGGCUUUUGGGACUUCAUGAUAUUUCUGAAAUCCUCAGAGAACCUGAAACAUGGGGCUUUGUUCUGGGACCUAGCACAGCUCUUCUGGGAUAUCUAUGUGGACUGUGUGCUCUCCAGAACCCAUGGCCUGGGGAGAAGGCAGCUGGCAGAAGCUGAGCAGAAGACAGCUACAAUACAUUCUCAGUUCACAGGGAGAAACCAAGGGACAUUUUCUCAUAUUCAGAGGUCACCAGUUCUGAAGAAGAAAGAUUCAUUUGAAGAUUUAAUAAGUAUCCACAUACAUAAGAGUAGAUCUGUAUUACUUGGAAGAACCACUGGAGAGCUAGGAAAAAAGAGGAAAUGACACAUUUAGUCUAAGCUUUUGAUUUGCAGAUAAUUUUAAACUAUUUUUCUUUAUGUUUUGCAUUUUAAUCCCCAUUGAUGUCAAUUUAUGUGGUGGAAGAAGGCAUGUAACCUCAAGCACUAACAUCUCUGAUUGACUUGGACUUACGGGUUUUCUUAGUUACCUAUUAAUUUAGUCUCCUUACUAAAGUGCAUGAUUUAUAAGCAGUUGCCUAAUUCAAUCUGUGUGUAUAUCAGGCUUUUUGUAAUACAUGUGAUCUGUUCAAACUAUUGUCUUUUGGGUGCUGAAACAGGAAAUAACUGAUCCUUCAAUAAAAUAUAGACAAGCAGAGAAGGAAGUUGUCAAAAACCUCCCCUGGGUCCAAGACAGGACUACAGAAGAGAUGGUGAUGUUUGAUUGUAUGCAGAGCUCUACACUUGUACAGAGCAACUCCUG
Molecule: messenger RNA, 1317 nt
Organism: Poecile atricapillus (Black-capped chickadee)
Lineage: Eukaryota; Metazoa; Chordata; Aves; Passeriformes; Paridae
Gene: FAM237A
Product: family with sequence similarity 237 member A
Exons: 3
Coding region: 334-882 (182 amino acids)
Source: RefSeq, a predicted model, not a curated record